CACACACACACACACACACACACACACACACACACACACACACACAAAACUCCUUUCUUUCUCUCUCUCUCUCUCUCUCUCUCUCUCUCUCUCUCUCUCUCUCUAUGUAUGUAUGCACUUGGUAGUGGAUUAAUGAAAUAGAUCUUAAUUUGAGCCAGUUUGCAACAGCAGAAAAAAUUAUCCUGCAGCAACAGGACAUUUGAAUUAAUGGACAUUUCUUUGUAGAGGUUGAUAUUUUUUUUGUCAGGGCAAAUCAAUUCUGAAAUGUCAAAGUGGAAUUACAAACUUUAGAAGCCUUUAAAAAAAAUGCUAUUUUGCAUUUUCUUCUGUGCAGGAAAAUUCUCAGUAAUUAAAUGUUGAUCAAAUUAAGAUCCUACAUUUGUAUGUGCCAUUAGGAGACAUUUACCACAGUUAGAUGAACUGCUCUAGGUAUACUGUAUAUCCCCACUCCCUCCUUCCUACCAUCAUGAUUAUUGCCCUAAUCAUAAACGGAAUGAUGCAGGCCAUUCAAUUAUGUUAGAUUCAUUAUAUUACCUCAAUCAGAUUGCAUUCAAUCUCUAACGGAGGUAUUUAGUGCAAUGAAACUAUGUGAAUAGUGGGAGUAGAGGGUCAACUAUGUCUUGUUAAUGAUCAGCAAUACAAAAGGAUAGAAGGAAGUGAAUGGGAGUCAGUGGCUGGUAUCAGUGUUUUUCUCUGUGCUCUGCCUCCCUGUAGAUUAGAUGCUGUUGUAUUGCUCUGCCAUUGAUUAGAUUAGGCAGGCUAUGGAGGCCACAGAAUCCUGGCCACAAACACACACACCUAAUGACAUCGUCACCACCUUGUCAAACUUGCCAAUAUGUCUCACAAACAGAGAAUAUCUAUCUCUCCCCUAUCUCUCCAACUCUGUGAUAAGUGAGGGAAAUAAGGACAGAUAAAAGAAAGAGAUAAGUAAUGUGCAACUAGGUGAGAUGCCUUCGUCAAGGCCCACCCACUUUCGUUGUAGGUGACCAAUCAAAUGGCAGGUACCUUAGGUUACCUUCUGCACUCCGAAAGGUGAAAGAACUGUGUGACAGAAGAAGAAGGUUAAGAAGAAGAAGAAGGUUAAGAAGAAGGUGAAGAAGAAGGUGAAGAAAGUGAAGAAGAAGAAAGAAAUAGACAGAAAGUGAUAGCGAAAGAAAUUGGAACAAAAAAACAUAGACAGAGAAAGACGGGCAGAGAAAAAGAGAGAGAGGGAGAAGAGCCAGUAAAAGGAUAGAGAGAGUGAGAGAGAGACUGACAGAGGGAAAGAGAGAGAGGGAGAAGAGCCAGUAAAAGGAUAGAGAGAGUGAGAGAGACUGACAGAAGGAAAGAGAGAGGGGGAGAAGAGCCAGUAAAAGGAUAGAGAGAGUGAGAGAGAGACUGACAGAGGGAAAGAGAGAGAGGGAGAAGAGCCAGUAAAAGGAUAGAGAGAGUGAGAGAGAGACUGACAGAGGGAAAGAGAGAGAGGGAGAAGAGCCAGUAAAAGGAUAGAGAGAGUGAGAGAGAGACUGACAGAGGGAAAGAGAGAGAGGGAGAAGAGCCAGUAAAAGGAUACAGAGAGUGAGAGAGAGACUGACAGAGGGAAAGAGAGAGAGGGAGAAGAGCCAGUAAAAGGAUAGAGAGAGUGAGAGAGAGACUGACAGAGGGAAAGAGAGAGAGGGAGAAGAGCCAGUAAAAGGAUAGAGAGAGUGAGAGAGAGACUGACAGAGGGAAAGAGAGAGAGGGAGAAGAGACAGUAAAAGGAUACAGAGAGUGAGAGAGAGACUGACAGAGGGAAAGAGAGAGAGGGAGAAGAGCCAGUAAAAGGAUAGAGAGAGUGAGAGAGAGACUGACAGAGGGAAAGAGAGAGAGGGAGAAGAGCCAGUAAAAGGAUAGAGAGAGUGAGAGAGAGACUGAGAGAGGGAAAGAAAGCGAGGGAUGAAGUAUCCGUCUGUGUCAGUGAGUAACUCUCUGUUGGACAUGGAUGUAGCCAACUACAGUGAGGGAUUGGACCCAACGUACAGCACCCUGGGCUUCGAUCAUGCUGACGUCCUCUAUGGUGGGGGAGACAGUAUGCCAGCGGAGCCGGGCCUGUCCCAGGCAGAUGUAGUGAACUCUAACUGUGCCAUAUGUGGAGACAAGGCUACAGGGAAACACUAUGGAGCUUCCAGCUGUGAUGGAUGUAAAGGCUUCUUCAGGCGCUCCAUACGCAAGAACCACAUCUACUCCUGCAGGUUUAACCGUCAGUGUGUGGUGGACAAGGACAAGAGGAACCAGUGUCGGUUCUGCAGGCUCCACAAGUGUUUCAGAGCUGGCAUGAAGAAAGAAGCGGUUCAGAAUGAGAGAGAUCGAAUCAGCUCCAGAAGAAACAUUCAGGACAAUCAGGAUCUCCCACCUAUCACUGUUCUGGCCCAGGCAGAGUCAAUGUCUCAACAGAUCAGUGUAUCCAGUCCCAGGGGUGCAGUAGAUGUGUCAGAACAGAAGUCAGCUGGUGUAGGUGAUGUCUGUGACUCCAUGAGACAACAGCUGCUAGUGCUGGUGGAAUGGGCCAAAUACAUCCCUGCCUUUGGUGAGCUGCCCUUGGAUGACCAGGUGAGUCUGCUCAGGGCUCAUGCAGGGGAACACCUUCUACUAGGGGUCGCCAAGAGGUCAAUGCCUUACAAGGACUUCCUGCUUCUUGGUAAUGGGUGUGUGAUCCAUGGUAGCAGUGCGGAGCCGGACAUCGGUCGUGUAGCUAACCGUGUUCUAGAUGAGCUGGUCCUGCCCUUCCAGGACAUCCAGAUAGAUGACCAUGAGUAUGCUGCUCUCAAGGCCAUUGUCUUCUUUGACCCCGAUGCCAAGUCUCUGCGUGACCCGUCUAAGAUCAAGGCGAUGCGUCUGCAGGUCCAGAUGAGUCUAGAGGACUAUAUUAACGACCGUCAGUAUGACUCCAGAGGGAGGUUUGGAGAGCUGCUGCUACUGCUGCCUACUCUACAGUCCAUCACCUGGCAGAUGAUAGAACAACUGCAGUUUGUUAAACUCUGUGGCUUGGCCAAGAUAGACAACCUUCUGCAAGAGAUGCUGCUGGGAGGUCUGUCGGCAGAGCCCGCCCACCUGCACCACCCAGGCCACACCCAGUUAGCCCAGGACCCUCUGACUGGACACACACUGGUCAUCAGCACUAUGCCUGCUACACACACUACUCAGAUAGACACUCCUAUUCCGUCUCCGCCUCAGGUUGCAGAGAAGUCCUCUCCUAGCCCCUCCCUCCUCCUGGCUCCAUCCCUCCCACACAGACAUACCGCCGAAUCCCCACUCUGAGUGUACAGCACCCGCCCCCACCACCGAAUAACCAAACAAACAAAACAUACUGUUUGUCCACCAUGAAUGCAGCCAAAGAAAUAGCAGAAAGCCUUUUCUAUGAUCCAAAUCCGAAUUUGAGAUCUACACCUGUAACUUGUAAAUGAAAAAAAUUGAAUUUGGAUCUCAAGUUUGCAUUCUGCCCUAUGUUUGUAAAUGUGUAAAAUGUUCUAUGUUCCCUCAACUAUUCAGUGCCAUAGGUUUUCACUCCAAUUCGGUAGUCUUUAUAGUUCGGUAGCAUCUUUAUAAAUCAUUAGAUUAUUCCUAAAGUCGGAGCCUCUCUUAUCGUGGUGUAAUUGUGAGUGUAUUUGAGCUUUCUGUAGAGGCUCAUCGUUGAAUAUGAAGCAGGAGAUUUGCUAAUCAGCAUGUACUUUAUAUACAGUAUGCGUUACUUAAAGUGCACUUAUUAGUAGUGGACUGUGUCUGGAACACAUGAUUGUCUGUUAAUAUUCAUGUUCACGUAUUGCCAUGUUGCUUGUGGUGUGGUGCUUUACAAAUACACAAACUGGAGUAUACUGUAUUUGUCAAUAAUAUAAUUAACCGUACAUUUAGUUCCUAAUCAACUUUUCAGUGUCUUUCAGUCUUUUGAGAUUACUGUUAUAAUAUGAAAUGAUAUGAAAAUGUUCAAAUUUUGUGUAAAUUCAAUUGUUUGUAUGUCAGAACUAUUAUAUUGACCUUCUAAACUGUCAAUUAGUGUAUACAAAUUAGACAAUGUAAGCUAUAUUUUGUAACUGUAUAUUAUGAUAAAAACAGAACACUAUUUUCAAUUAAUUGUAACCUAAGCUAUACGCUG
Oncorhynchus nerka (sockeye salmon) is the source of this 4108-nucleotide messenger RNA. It is a transcript of the gene hnf4g, whose product is annotated as hepatocyte nuclear factor 4, gamma. The record is from RefSeq and is a predicted model, not a curated record. The transcript has 10 exons. Lineage: Eukaryota; Metazoa; Chordata; Actinopteri; Salmoniformes; Salmonidae. Gene Ontology annotation, molecular function: nuclear steroid receptor activity; nuclear receptor activity; RNA polymerase II cis-regulatory region sequence-specific DNA binding. Gene Ontology annotation, biological process: cell differentiation; anatomical structure development; positive regulation of transcription by RNA polymerase II. The coding region runs from base 1915 to 3276 and encodes 453 amino acids. Gene Ontology annotation, cellular component: nucleus.